Molecule: messenger RNA, 546 nt
Organism: Uranotaenia lowii
Lineage: Eukaryota; Metazoa; Arthropoda; Insecta; Diptera; Culicidae
Gene: Sdhaf3
Product: succinate dehydrogenase assembly factor 3, mitochondrial
Exons: 3
Coding region: 94-468 (124 amino acids)
Biological process (GO): mitochondrial respiratory chain complex II assembly; succinate metabolic process
Cellular component (GO): mitochondrial intermembrane space; mitochondrion
Source: RefSeq, a predicted model, not a curated record
AUUUGAAAUACUUUGUUUACGUAACGUUCAGAAGCAGCACGGCAAAACGCAUUCAAUUUAUUUUGCCAAGAGAAAUUGAAAAACAUCAAUGAAAUGAGUUCUACUCAUCUACAAAGGGUACGCGUUUUAUACAAAACGAUAUUAAGGCUGCACAGAGGUUUACCAGAAGCAUUGCAACCUCUCGGCAAUCAGUAUGUAAGAGACGAAUUUCGGAGGCACAAAACCUGUGGCGAACCAGAAGCUAAAUUGUUUAUGCAUGAAUGGACGGACUACGCUAUUCAAUUGGCCAACCAAUUAGGACUGAAAGGAAAACCAAAAACUAUCGACACUUUGGGCAAUGAUAUCGAUACAGCGAAGUUAGGAGAUUUCAGAGACGAGCAAGUUGUUCAACUGUAUGAAUUACUGCUGGCAACGAAAGGACUAAACGAAGAAGAACAGGUUACACAAAAUGAGAAAAAUGAAAAAUAGUAAAUUUUAUUUUUGUAGGUAUUUAUGGGAUGUUAACAUCACCUAUUUAUGUUAAACAAUAAACGUACAAAAGUGGAA